Bursaphelenchus xylophilus (pine wood nematode) is the source of this 1359-nucleotide messenger RNA. Lineage: Eukaryota; Metazoa; Nematoda; Chromadorea; Rhabditida; Aphelenchoididae. The record is from the annotation of a GenBank genome assembly.
AUGACCGCACCUGCGAAGGUGGACGUGGAGAAGGGUCAGGACACCGGCUUCAACAAGCCCGUCACCAUCAAAUCACCUCACAUCAUCAUCCGGAUACUGAAUCAACUCAGCGCGCUGAUGGGGAGGAAGAACGAACACUUCGAAGUGAACUGCACACAGACCUCGGGAGAGGUGCUGGAUGCCUAUGGAGUAAGUUAGCAGGCCGCUUCCCACAUUUCUGUAAGGUUUGCACUCCAUUUUUUUAAAAUUUUCUUUUUUUUUAUUUUUGGAUUUCGCACUGUGCAAAACAUUUUUUUAGGUUGCACUGUGCAAUACGAUAAAGAUUUGGCUGCACUGUGCGACCACAAAAAAGUUUAGUGCACCGUGCGAACCAGAACAGUUUAUUGCACUUUGAUUGCACUGUGCAAAAAAUUUGUCUUUAAAUUGCACUGUGCGGCUAGAAGAAGUUUGACUGCACAGUGCGAUAAAAAACGUUUAUUCCACUUUGUGUUGCACUGUGCAAAAGUUUUUAAAAUUGCACUGUGCAAUACGAUAAAAAUUUGACUGCACUGUGCGCCCAAAGAAAUGGGCUGCACUGUGCAACGAAAAAAAUCGACUGCACAGUGCGAUAAAAAAAGUUUAUUCCACUUUGUUUUGCACUGUGCAAAAUUUUUUUAAAUUGCACUGUGCGACCAACAAAAAGUUUGACUACACUGUGCGACCAUAAAAAAUUAAGUGAACUAUGCGAACCAAAAUAGUUCAUUGCACUUUGUCUUGCACAGUGCAAACACAAUUUUUUGCCCGCACUGUGCGCUUCAAAAUAGCAAAAUUUGACUGCACCGUGCAAUGAACAGAUUUUUGGCAAUAUCUAUGCCACUCUUGCGGAUCAGAUAAUAAUUUUUUGUAGGAAUUUUCUACUCCACACGUCGAAUAGACUCCCAAUUUUUCAAAUUGAAAAUCGCAAAAAAAUCUAAAUUUUGGCAACUUUUAAUUUCACUGCACAGUGCGAUCGAGAUAUUAAGCGAAAAAGUCUUGAAAAAUCAAUUUUUUCGCCCAAAAAAGAAAUUUUGAGUCUUUCUAACUCAUUCUUCGUCUACUUUUCUCUAAAAAUUUUACUUUCAGAAUCCCCGCUAUCCCGCCGUUUAUCAGCAAUCGGCCACUCGGAAACUGGCGUUUGGCGGGCUGCCCGCCAAUUCGUUCGCCACAAUUCAGGACGAAAAGAAGGCGAAGAACCUGGGAGAGUUCUACAACAACUCCACGUUGACUUUGAUCGCCAAAAUCUUCUCGGUUUGUGUGAUUCUGUGCGCUCUGCUGAUGCUGGUCCGAGAGGCGUUUUACAACUCUCAGCCCACCAAAAACAUCGUAUUACCACGCUCUUAA